This is a messenger RNA of Pelodiscus sinensis (Chinese soft-shelled turtle), 2473 nucleotides long. Its product is annotated as UDP-glucuronosyltransferase 1A6. Gene Ontology annotation, molecular function: UDP-glycosyltransferase activity. The record is from RefSeq and is a predicted model, not a curated record. NCBI's taxonomy places the organism in Eukaryota, Metazoa, Chordata, Testudines, Trionychidae.
UAGCUUAAGGAUGGAAGGAAUAAGGGUUGGAAGGCCAGCAGCAAUGCAAUUCUCCUGUGUUGCCUGAAAAUGGUUUGGCACACAUCUAAAGCCGCCUCUGCUGCACAAGUCAUCUUUGUCUAGCAAGAUGGUUUCUCUGUUUCAAGGGGUUCAUCACCUACCUAUCUGGCUUUUGCUUUUUAUGUCCUUCUGGAGCCUUUCUGAAGAGGGGAAGCUCUUGGUGAUUCCUGUGGACGGAAGUCAUUGGCUCAGCAUGCAUUCGUUAGUACUGCAGCUUCAGCAAAGAGGACACCACAUAGUCGUGGCUGCGCCGGAAGUGAGUGCUCUGAUAGAGCCCUCAGAGCAUUACACACUGAAAACGUACUUUGUGCCAUAUACCAAGGAGUACUUGGAAGCAGAAUUUAGAAGGCUGGGCCAUCAAGUAUUUACCCCUCGACCUUUCCUGGAAAGGGUCACUCAAACAUUCGCAAGAAUAGGAAAUAUUACAACGUUCUUAUUGAAUUCCUGCAAACAGCUUCUCUCCAACAAAGAGCUCAUCAUAUCCCUCAAAGAAAGUGCAUUUGAUGCAGUCUUGAUGGAUCCAAUAUUUCUGUGUGGACAAGCUGUGGCUGAGUAUUUGUCACUACCUUCAAUUUACUUCUCCAGGGGAAUUCCAUGUGGGUUAGAAUUUCAGGCUGCCCGGUGUCCAAACCCUCCUUCUUACAUCCCCAGAUUUUUCACCCACUAUACAGACCACAUGACAUUUCCCCAGCGCAUGUGGAAUAUCAUAGUCAGCUCAGCCCUAUCCUGGAGCUGUUCCCUUCUUUAUUCGUCCCAUGAAGAUCUGAUCAGGGACUUCCUUCAACAAGAUGUGACCAUGACAGAGCUUUUAAGUCAUGCAUCUAUUUGGCUGCUGAAAUAUGACUUUGCGUUUGAGUAUCCGAGGCCUGUGAUGCCUAACAUAGUUUUAAUUGGUGGCGUGACUUGUGGCCAGCAGAAACCAUUAUCUCAGGAAUUUGAAAGCAUUGUGAAUGCCUCAGGGGAACAUGGCUUUGUAGUCUUCUCCUUGGGCUCAAUGGUCUCUGAGAUCCCCAUGAAGAAAGCCCAGCAGUUUGCUGAAGCCUUUGGAACAAUACCUCAGACAAUUCUUUGGAGGUACACUGGACAACCACCACCCAAUCUUGCAAACAACACAAAGCUAAUCAAAUGGCUGCCACAGAAUGAUUUACUUGCUCAUCCCAAAGCCCGCGCCUUUAUCACUCAUGGAGGCUCGCAUGGCAUCUAUGAGGGAAUAUGCAAUGGAGUGCCAAUGGUUUUGAUGCCAUUAUUUGGAGACCAGAUGGACAAUGCUAAGCGGAUAGAAUCCCGGGGUGCGGGAGUGACACUGAAUGUACUUGACAUGACUUCUAAGGACCUAUCGGCUGCAUUGAACACAGUGAUUUAUGAUAAAAGCUAUAAAGAAAAUAUCAUGCGCCUCUCAGCCCUUCACCUCGACAGACCCAUCCAUCCUCUUGAUCUUGCAGUGCACUGGAUCGAAUUUGUGAUGAGACACAAGGGGGCACCGCAUUUGCGGCCUGCAGCCCACGAUCUCAACUGGAUCCAGUACCACUCUUUGGAUGUCAUUGCUUUUCUCCUGGCUGUGGUGCUCGUGGCCAUGUUCAUCUCUUGGAAGUGUUGCCUGUUCUGCUGCCGGAAGUGUUUCUGUAAAAAAGGAAGAGUGAGCAAAUCAAGCAAAACAAAAGCACAGUAACAAAGGGGUAAAGAUGGGGCUUAGCUCCAGAGCUUUGGGAAUGUAGAUCUCCUCCGAGCAUAGUCCCAGGAAAGUAAUUUCCCACAGUGAGCUCAGUAAUUGUUCAACACAUAUUCUGUUUAAAUAGCCACACAGUGUUCCGUCUUCCCAUGUUUUGAUUUUGUCUCCCAUUAAUUCAGAAUGUUUGUGAAAACUUUGGUUAAAGCUUGUCUGAUUGUUAAAAAUAAUUCACCCUGUAACACUAUGGGGUGGUGCACAGAGUACUAACAGGAGUCCUCGGUUCCACUUCUGGUUGUGCUGGUCGCUCACUAGCUGACUACGGCUCUGUAUCUCAGUUUUCUCAUCUGUGCAGUGCGGGUAACAAAACGUCUACUGUGGCACUACUAGGGUGCCCAUCACUCAGGUGAGUGUCUGGUGCAUCAUAUUUAUAAAGCAUUGUGAGCGCUUUGGGUGAAAGUUGUUCCAUAAGUUCCAAGGACAGCAUGUCAUCCUAGCAGCCCGUCGCCUGGAAAUAGAGAAUGGUAUUUGUUCUGAGCAGUUUCAAAAACACUGAAUAUGAACAAAUUUCCCAUUUGAAGGUAUUACUGAACCAGCCCUGCCUAAUCAAGUUUCAUUCCAGCUGGAGCACUGAACCGUGGGCAUCGGAGUCAAGUGAUUUGAUCUUUGUUAUUGAUACUCUGUUAAAAAUAAACACAACAAAAAUCAGUAUAAUUAAAGGGAAAAGAAAACAGCUUUUUUUCCUCA